This is a messenger RNA of Adineta ricciae, 1557 nucleotides long. The record is from the annotation of a GenBank genome assembly. Lineage: Eukaryota; Metazoa; Rotifera; Eurotatoria; Adinetida; Adinetidae.
AUGGCGAACAUGAACAGCAAAUCCAGUCUGUUCUCUCUUAUGAUACAUGGCUUCUGUGUAGUAUUUGCUUUAAUUAGUGUAUAUUACUUAAUCUUCAACCGACCCAGCCUCUCGUACAUAUGUCAAUUAACAUUACAGACUCCUGCGAAUGUAAACUAUGCAUCAUUGGGAAGUAAAUCUAUGGCUCAGAGUAGAUCUAAUUUAACCAUAGAGAAUUUUCUCAACGAGACACACGCUGAACUUGUUUCGCCAAAUGGUCAAUUUGUUUUACGAUUGGAACCAUCGGGUAAUCUUCGUUAUUUGGAAAUUCUCCAGUCGGAUAAACUUUUACCAACACAUUUGUUUGAAAAAUCACUUUUCUCCACAUCGACCGGCGAUGCCUGGCCUGGUAAGCAUAUUGUUACUUUACAAUCAAAUGGAAUUCUUCAAGUUCGAGUAAAAACAACCUUUCUAUCAGAUUGGAAAACAACAUGGACGUCAAGUUUAUUGCCACAAUGUAAAAAACUGAGUACAACUCACGGUUUUCCAGUCUUAUCCGUUGCCGAUUCCGGUUUAUUGGCAAUUUAUUUUCAACAUGAUCGGAUCGAACAUUUGUGUGUGUUACAUCCAGAAAUCAUCUAUCAGUCGAAUACGGCGCCUGCACAGAUUACUACUAGCAGCAAAGGGAAAAGUCCACGAAUGGCAAUGGUUAUUGCCGGUUUCUUUCGAUCAAAUACUAUAGCAUGCCAGUCACAUGUUGAGAAACUUAUCAAGAAAUGGCAGCAGAUGCAUGGUAUCUCCGUCGACGUUUUCAUCUUUACAUACGUUCAAGAAGCGCAUCUUCCAAACAGUAAAGUUGUGAAUAAUGAAACCAUACUAGCCGAAUUAAAAAAGUGCUAUAAAGAUAACUUGAAAGGAGUCCGUAUUCGAAAUGUCAAUGAGAUCGAAGAAGCAUUCUCUGGAGUCGAUGCUUCUCAUGUCACGCAAUGUGGUGGAAAAUUGAAUCGUUUACAAUCGCAACUCAAAACAGUCUAUCUCGCUGGUCAAUUGAUGCGGAACUAUAUGCUAAUCGAAGGUAUUACGUACGAUUAUGUUCUUCGUCUUCGACCAGAUACGAAUUUUUGGGGAACAAUUCCUGAUUUACCGGUCUUCGGCACUUUUGAUAACGAGGCAAGAAUUUUGCUUCCUCAUCCUUAUCGAGAGCAUUACUACUGGUGUUCACAUCAUGAUGGACGUAUACGCACGGGCGUAACCGAUCAAAUGGCGUAUGGAACUUUAACAAACAUGCAAAUAUAUCUGAAUAUGUACGUCGGCUUUUCAGAUUUCGUUCGUAUUGUUACUGGCCAAUAUACCGAUGGCGGAAAGCAAACGAAACACAAUACGAUGGCAUGUGAAGGUACGGUUGGUGAUAAUGGUUGUGAUAGACCCAACGCCGAUCGUUGUGCUAUUGAAUGUCUUGUAAGUUAUUACCUUGUAUUAAAUGGCUUAGAUCCGGAAAUCUCUUGGACAUGGCAACAGAACGUUCUGAGAACGAACGGUGCACAUUCGAAAGAUUGCGGUCGACCUUACAACUGCUAA